AUGGCCGCUUCCGAGGGCACAAUUCUUCCUCCAGUGGCGCCUAUCGCGAACGGCUUCUCGUUCAUGGCUGCCAAAGGGAAAGGAAAGGCCGUUGAGAGUGCACCCCGCGCCAUCGCGCAACCACCGCCCACCAACAGUCGCCCGACAGCCCCCGCCUUCAACAAGCCUGCUCAUGUCGGCGUCGCACUGCCUCCGCCGGUCUUUCCCUUAGGCUAUGGGCCCCUCAUCAAAAAGCCACUGGCCGCACCUGCUGCUUCUGCGGAUCCCGCUGGUUCAACCUCUCGCAAGCGGCGCGCUUCCACGGACUUGACGCCGUCUAGCCCUACCAAGCGCGGCCGCUCGGACGUGGGGCCGGAGAACGUCGCGCCUACCGUGCCUUCGGCGCCCGUCUCGCCGGCCAAGUCGGCGAUCAAGCAGUCGAACGACGACUCCGAAGACGAGGAGGACAUCGACGACUGGGCAGAGGACGAGCAGGAGGACCUGUUCUCCGGCAUGGAGCGCAUGGAACGCGUUGAGUCGACCGCUUCUGGUGCCAAUGAUUCCAUCGCUGGCGCUACCCAGGUUAACAGUGCCACUCAAGACAACUCCACCGUUCACCAGUGGACGUCCGCUGAUCUUGUCACCGACAACGAUCCGGGAUAUUUCAGGAUGCCUGUGUACGAUUCUGACCACGUCGACGCGGACGGAACGGUGGCCACGCUCGUCAAGAUCACUGAAGCCAUCCCUGCCAUCGACCCUGAAUCGGACUCUUUUGAUGCAUGGCGUCGUGAUGUAUAA
Molecule: messenger RNA, 777 nt
Organism: Peniophora sp. CBMAI 1063
Lineage: Eukaryota; Fungi; Basidiomycota; Agaricomycetes; Russulales; Peniophoraceae
Source: the annotation of a GenBank genome assembly